Molecule: messenger RNA, 369 nt
Organism: Aspergillus ruber CBS 135680
Lineage: Eukaryota; Fungi; Ascomycota; Eurotiomycetes; Eurotiales; Aspergillaceae
Product: YjgF-like protein
Exons: 4
Coding region: 1-369 (122 amino acids)
Cellular component (GO): cytosol; mitochondrion
Molecular function (GO): deaminase activity
Source: RefSeq, a predicted model, not a curated record
AUGACUCCUGUUUCUGCUAAGGAAGCUUGCCCUCCUGCGGGUCCCUACUCCCAAGCCAUCAAAGCCAAUGGCCAAAUCUUCGUCUCGGGCCAGAUUCCCGCCGACGCCAACGCCAACCUCAUCGACGGCUCUAUCGGCGACAAGACCCAGGCUUGCUGCGAUAACAUCAAGGCUAUCCUUGACGCCGCUGGUUCGAGUGUGCAGAAGAUUGUUAAGGUUAAUGUCUUCUUGACUGAUAUGGUGAACUUUGCGGAGAUGAACGCUACAUAUGAGAAGUUCUUCACCCACAAGCCGGCUCGUAGCUGUGUGGCUGUUGCGCAGUUGCCCAAGGGUGUGCCGGUUGAGAUUGAGUGCAUCGCUUUGGAGUAA